Molecule: messenger RNA, 2373 nt
Organism: Toxotes jaculatrix (banded archerfish)
Lineage: Eukaryota; Metazoa; Chordata; Actinopteri; Toxotidae
Product: Y+L amino acid transporter 2
Exons: 10
Coding region: 176-1720 (514 amino acids)
Biological process (GO): amino acid transmembrane transport
Cellular component (GO): membrane
Molecular function (GO): L-amino acid transmembrane transporter activity
Source: RefSeq, a predicted model, not a curated record
UGUGCCGGACUAUAGGGAUUGCAACAUCGACCGUCCUGUUGCUACCUCUCAGAUGUGAUCUCACCAAUGUCUCACUGCCUGGUUCAGAGGAGCAGCACUGAUCAGAGAGACUCUACAUGUUCAGAAGGACAAAUACGCCUUAAGAUUUUCCAGAAAAACAAGCACUGUAGGACUGAUGGGGGAUCUGAGGCAGAAGAUGGCGGUCAUGUCACACACAAUAUGCCCAAGUUCACGGGCUCCGUCUGAUGAAGACUUAAAGGCCCCAAAUGGAGGGAAAGAAGAGAAAAUGCAGAUGAAGAGAGAAAUCUCUCUCAUCAACGGAAUCUGCCUCAUUGUGGGCAACAUGAUUGGCUCUGGGAUCUUUGUCUCCCCAAAGGGUGUCCUCAUGCACAGCACCUCUUAUGGGCUGUCGUUGCUCAUUUGGGCCCUCGGAGGCAUCUUCUCAGUGUUUGGGGCUUUGUGUUACGCCGAGCUUGGAACCACCAUCACAAAGUCUGGAGCCAGCUACGCCUACAUCCUGGAGUCGUUUGGCGGCUUCUUGGCUUUCAUCCGCCUGUGGACGUCCAUCCUGCUGAUCGAGCCGGCCAGCCAGGCUGUGAUUUCACUGACCUUCGCCAACUACCUGGUGGAGGCCUUCUACCCGACCUGCCAGCCACCCUACAAUGCUAUCCGCCUCAUUGCUGCAGCCUGCCUCUGUAUACUCAUCUUUAUCAACUGUGCUUAUGUGAAGUGGGGCACUCUGGUCCAGGACAUCUUCACUUAUGCCAAACUCAUGGCACUCUUCCUCAUCAUCAUCAUAGGAAUCCUGAAAUUAUCUACUGGAGAAACAAAGAGCUUUGAGAGUCCAUUUGAGGGCUCCUCUACAGAUCCUGGAGCCAUAGCUUUGGCCCUUUACUCAGCUCUGUUCUCCUACUCCGGCUGGGAUACGCUCAACUUUGUAACUGAGGAGAUUCAGAAUCCAGAGAGAAAUCUGCCCCUGGCUAUUGCCAUUUCCAUGCCUAUAGUGACCGUCAUAUACUUGCUGACCAACGUGGCGUAUUAUGUGGUUCUGGACAUGCCGUCUCUGCUGGCCAGUGACGCUGUCGCUGUGACAUUUGGGAAUGCAGUCCUGGGGCCGUUCAAGUGGAUCAUCCCUGUUUCAGUGGCCAUGUCCUGCUACGGAGGACUCAAUGCUUCCAUCAUUGCUGCCUCACGGUUGUUUUUUGUCGGAGCCAGAGAGGGCCACCUCCCCAACAGUCUGAGUCUGAUCCACCUGGAGCGCUACACUCCCAUACCUGCUCUGCUGUUUAAUGGGUUGAUGGGCCUGAUCUUUCUGUGUGUGGAGGACGUGUUCCAGCUCAUCAACUAUUUUAGCUUCAGUUACUGGCUGUAUGUGGGCCUGUCUGUGGCUGGCCUCAUCUACCUGCGCAUCACUCAGCCAGACAGACACCGGCCUGUCAAGCUGACCCUGUUCUUCCCCUUCAUCUACUGUCUGUGCAGCCUGUUUUUAGUCAUCGUCCCUCUGUACGGAGACACCAUCAAUUCUCUCAUAGGAAUUGGCAUUGCGCUCUCAGGAGUGCCGGUCUAUUAUGUGGCUAUUUACCUGCCAGAGGAGAAGAGGCCUAAAUUCAUACGCAAAUUAAACGCCUUUGCCACCAGAAACACCCAGACGCUGCUCUACUGCUGCAUGACUGAAUUCGACAUGGAGACAGAGACUCAAGCAGCUGCCAAAACGCAGUGAACUGCAGAUAAACUCUGUGGUUUGUUGAGCUGCUUUCUGACUGAGAAACAAGGCCCAGCACGGACAUUUGUGAGGGCUACUUCUUGCCAGGUCAAGUUAAAAAAAGGCCUGACAUAUCAAAUGACUCACCUCGAAGGAGCAGGCAGAGACUGAGAGACUGCAAACUGUUGCUUUCUGCUGUAACUGUGACAAAUUUUUCUGCAGGGGUCAAGGAAUAUUUUCUAUGAGGAUUUACUGAAACUAUGAAAAACUGUGUAGUUCAUUCUCACAUUUCUUGUGUGAGGCUGUAAGAUGAUCAAAGAAUGAUUAUGUGGAUAGAAUUAAAUCUAAUGUUCCUUUUUAUCAGAGAUUUUUUUUUUAAACUUUGAACACAUUGAUAUAUGAAAAUACCUUUAACUUUAAAACAGAGCAACUUCACUCACAAACUUGCUGAUUCACCUUUAGCAAACUGCAGUUUCUCCACAAGAGGGAGCUGUUUUGUCAUUUUUCCCUAACCCUAACCCUUUCCAGUUCAACUUCUGCCAGUGUGCCACACCUGCAGGAGAGGACAGUAACAUGAGUGCAUCAUAGCUAACCUGCUGCGACUGUACCUGUAGAUGUUGCUGGUUGGACUGAAACAUAUGCUUCUCAUUAAAGGUUUGUGUGUCCCUGUU